This is a messenger RNA of Striga hermonthica, 477 nucleotides long. The record is from the annotation of a GenBank genome assembly. Lineage: Eukaryota; Viridiplantae; Streptophyta; Magnoliopsida; Lamiales; Orobanchaceae.
AUGAAAUUCUUCGUGCUCGUGAAGGUCUGCCCGAACUGCCAAUUGGACGGUGCCACGUUGUUGGAGGUCAACGUGCGACCGUCACUACCGGUGACCCUGAACGACAGGGCCUGGCCAACAAGGAGCUCGUCUGAUUGCCAGUUUUGGCCCCAGUUGCACUUCAUGUCUAUCUACUCCGGUUUCGUGCCCUUCACGCUCACGCUAACGAUAUCCCCUGCGCCUGCAACGUUGGUGAUCAGUACCAAGUUGAAGUACUGGCAGCCGUUGAUUGUGAAUCUUAUCCCGCCUUGCUUUCUGCACGGCACUCUGAAGAAUAACAGAGAAAAAGAGAAGGCAUUCGACUUAGAUGCAGUUAUAAAUUUUCUAUGCCCACUCGCAAAAAUAGUUGGAUUUGCUUUGCAGGGGUUUGUUUGUUGGAAGUUAAACAAGCUGAGUAGAGCUCGAGCUACUGAUAAUCAACAUUCGAGCUUUUACUGA